This is a messenger RNA of Aedes albopictus (Asian tiger mosquito), 4028 nucleotides long. RefSeq names its product coiled-coil domain-containing protein AGAP005037. The record is from RefSeq and is a predicted model, not a curated record. The transcript has 21 exons. Lineage: Eukaryota; Metazoa; Arthropoda; Insecta; Diptera; Culicidae. The coding region runs from base 657 to 3803 and encodes 1048 amino acids. Gene Ontology annotation, cellular component: cytoplasm.
GCGCACGCAUGGUUCUAUCGACCGACGACAGUAACGGCGGAUCUUUACCUAACACUAUUAAUUUCGCUCGAUCUAAAAAGUGUCGAAAAAACGGAAUAUUCAAUCAAAUACAGAGUAUUUCCAACAUAAAAAUCAAUGGCGAUGAUUCAGAACGCGAAUUUCGGUGAAUGUUUCAUAGUAGGCUGUGGCGCGCGCGAGUUAUCAGCCAACUGAAAAUAUCGUACGCCAUUAGAGGAGUGUUGAGUGCAGAAACGACACCAGACAUCGAAUUUGAAGUCUACUUUGAGGCAAAUAACCGAACCGGAGAAAAGCCGAAAAUAAAAACCACUGAAGUUUUAUCUACCGCGCAUGUGGUGCAUACCGGUGUCCCUUCCGCCAGUGUUCAAAGUGUUUCAGGAAUAAGGCAAAUCUGUUUCAGGAUACGAGUGAUUGAGCCAUCUCAUAAGAAAUCCUUUGUAUGCAUUGAGUGAAUAUUACAACAGCACGGAAAAAAUAGUUAAAUAGUGAUUAAGUGCACAGAAAUUCCGACUGUUCGUUCCGGUUAUUAGUUAUUAUUUAUCUAAUCAAACAAGAAAAAAAAAAGAGAAUCAUAGAAGUGCAACAACAAUAAUCAUCUCAAUUGCAAGUGCAGGGAAUUAGAGAGAAAAAUUCCCAAAAUGCUGAUCCGGUGGAAGAGCAAAGAUAAGAGCUCUUCUUCAAACUCGUCAGGCAGUACGAAAAAGAAAAGGAAAGGUCGGGAAGGAGAUGAAGAUUGGCAGAAUGAAAAGGGCAACCGCAAUCAACAAAAUGAGCCGGCGACUGACGACAGAAGACGAGUUCCCAGAAGUAGAGAAGAUCCCAGAAGACAUACAUUGGGUGGAGACAUGCUACACUAUCAAGGUCAAGGCGAACUCUCAGUUCUUCAGCGAUCACUGGAUUUGGAUACUCGUCAGAUGAGGGCAUACCCACCCGUUAACCAAGGGGCACUCUUCGAUGAUGACCCGGGGAUUAUGUCCGAGGUGGAAACCGCCAGCACCGGAUUCAGACGAGGUGGAAAACAACGUUCCUCGUUACCGGUUGUUCGAACACCGUCUAAAACCCUCGAAAGGCCUCUAGGACUAGUGUUUUUGCAAUACAGAUCUGAGACUAAAAGAGCGUUGCUUCCGAACGAAAUUACUUCCAUCGAUACUGUACGAGCCUUGUUUGUGCGAUCAUUUCCCAGGCAACUAACCAUGCAAUAUUUGGAAGGUCCUAAUGUGAAAAUAUAUAUUCACGAUUCCAGUAAGGAUAUGUUCUACGAGUUGGAGGAUGUGCGAUCGCAUUUACGAGAAAUUCGAGAUCGCUCUGUGCUAAGAUUAUUCGAAUCAAAUGAAGUAAGCGCUCCUCAGGUUCUACCUGGAGGUCCCGGCAUUCCACAACCGUUAGCGACGCCUGGUGCACCUGGACUAUGGGAUUCAGAACAAAGUUACUUCAGUGAACCGGAGUUCGAUUCAGACUAUAGGCAUCAACAUAUUCAUAAGAGUAAGACUGGAAAAGCGCCGUACUACUUAGGAGCACAGACGCUACCUAGAGGAAUGUAUUCAGAUAGAAGCAAAAGCACAACCGGACUACCCUCAAAGCCAAUAAGAUCGUAUGGAUCAAAAGGCAGUAUUGGACCGUCGUUUCCUUACUCUCCAGAUCAGCUGUAUAGCAUUCCAGACGGAUACAUGAGUUCUCCAGAACGAAGUGGUGCCAGCAGAGCAUAUGAGGAGCCCUAUUACAGCCAGUAUAGUGGGCGUGGUAAUGCAGUUACGUCAAUUAUAGAUGAGGAACAAGGUGAUGCCAGUUUAGCCGACGAUCAAUAUGCAAUGUAUGGUGUUAAAGGACUUGGAAGGAUUCCACAUGCUGCAAAUCAAAUGUAUGAUCCGACAAGGCCCGAGGAUCUACACCGCAUUCGAGUUGAGCACAUGGAAAGACAGUUAGCCAAUCUGACCGGCUUGGUACAGAAAGCAUUGACACAGAAACCAGCACAGCCAGUAGUUAGUAAUAAUCAAAGCACCCUUGGGUUGCCAGCACAAUAUCGUUCAGACAAAUCAGUGUCGUUUGAAAAAUCCGUGUCGUUUAGUGAUGAUGUUCAGGGAACCCCCAAGCCUUAUUCUCCACAUCACCUAGCUGAUUCUAAACCAUCAAAACCUGCAAUUAAAUCAUCAACGUUGCCACGGACGUCAUCCCAAGAAAAUUCCGUUCCAGAGCGUGAUCGCUUGAAGCCUGCCCCGCCACCAAAACCAUUGGUGUUAGCGGCGAAUCAAUACAAUGCUGACCUCUCGCUCGCACCGGAAGUGUACAACAAUUUACGGGGAUUGCAAAAGAAGGCCAAAGAUCUGAGAACGGAAGUACGGGCGAUGAGACGCCUAACCCAAACACAAGCAGUUGCCAUACGAGAGGAUAUUAAGGAUACUUUUAUGCGAAUACGGGCAACACUGCUGUCCAGUAGUGGAGCCCUCUGGGGACAAUCGGAUCAAGAGCGAGCCAAAAUGACUAGAGAGGAGGAAAUUUACAAACAAGAAGUCAUACGAUUAGAGAAAGAUUUAAGUGACUUAGAAUCAUCGGUUGAAGGUCUACGGGGAGAAGUCAUUAAUCGCCGGACGCGAGUUAACAUGACUGCAGUAGAAGACAUGGCCCUUGUUCUAAGUCGAGCGAGUAAAACUGUUGCAGAAUUAAAGUUACGGUUUCCCAGGUUGCAGCAAGAUUUACGUACAUUCCUUUCAAUCGACAUGGAAAGAAUUUGUCGAGAAGAAAAUUUUCUCAAGGAAGAACCGGAAAGACUGGAAUCUGCCUUGCGGAGAUGUAAGAAGUUAACAGGAACGUUAGUUACCCUAAAAAGACUUGCUAGUGUGCAAGAACAACGAUUACCUAUUCCUGAGCCAUCCUUAUUAGAAGAACCAGUGAGGUCAUCAGAAGGGCCACCGAAUCCUAAUAAGCCAGUCCCAAGUCCCAGGUUGGGGUCGGUCUCUGUCAACGGGGGAAUUGCGCCAGAAAACGCCCUCGACGCUCUACUAGACGAAUUGCAAACAUUUGCCAAACCACCAAACGGAUCAAAUGAGAUCCGUCCUGAUGAUUCUACUUCAGAUGAUAGCUCACAAGCUAUACAAAGCACAGUAACUACGAAAAUGGCUCAAGCACAACUCUAUCCAGAUACAAUUUCGACUAACGUAGGACUUAGACGUUUGCAUUCGUACCCAAGUGGUUCGGAUACAGAUACCAGUCCCCCACAACCCAUUCGCCCGGUUGGAAAGCCACCAGUUCCAGAGCGUAACGCCGAAUUACUAUCGAAAGUCAACAGUAAGCGAGUACCUCCACCUCCACCACCGCGCACUAGCUCUCGUAGCCCAUUGGCUAGUCCAACCAGUCCUAAUUUGCCCCAUCAAAUGCAACAAAUAUCAGACAUCGAUCAACAGAACAUCAUUAACUCAGAAAACAUGACAAAAGAUUCUGGGAUGGAUUCCAGCAGCGAAUCGGUUAGCUCAGACAACUCACAACGACAGCAAGCCCUAGAAAUGCGCCAUCAAGAAUUGUUGAAGAAACAGAAACAGCUACAAGAACAAUAUCAACGCUUACAACAGAUGAGCAAAAAUAGUAUCCCGUUAGUUACUCCAGAUGAUAAAAAGAAAAUGAGGUCAGGAAUGAGCGGAUCGAUGAAGAAUUUAAAUGAAGAAAAUUUUCCUGAUGGUAUUGAUGCUUCAAACUGCAGCAACGUCGAUAAAAAUGGUGAGCUCAGCAGCACUGGCACUGUGAGCAAUCUCACGAAGACUACCAAUAAGGUCUAUGAAACUGAUAUACUAUAACAGCAAGCCAAAGGAUGGCAUGAAACAGAUGUAGAUUUUCUAUGAUCUAAUUUAGACGCAAAACAUAUUUUUAGAUCCUUUGGCAAAUGAUGCUAAAGUUUUGUUAUGUUUUAUAAUUUUCGAUCUAUAUGUCGAAGAUAUACAGACAAAAAAUCGAGAGGUGUUACGAUUAUGUUAUACUUCUUACUUGUGAUGUUUUCAAUAAAUGAGCGUUAACUGCAUUAA